AUGCCACGCGAAACAAUACCCCUACCCCAACCAGGUCAUCGUAAGCUAAGGAGCCAUGGCGCAUCGAAGAAAAGACCACUGAUCAGCGAGGAGGCAGCAACAAAUUCGUUACCAACCAGUGAGAGUGCCGAUCCAAUCCACGAAGCCUUGGAAAACGUGGGUGUUCAUGUUGGUGGCCGAACUCAACGCGAUCGAUUGCUCUCAAAGCUUUCUCGACAUGUAACCAGAAAAAGGCCUCGAAUGUCUACCGGAAUCGUGUCUGAUAUCACCCCAAAAUUUUCUCGCGGUAAACCCCAAAGACGAGACGCACUGGAUUGUGACCCUUCCGAGGAAUGCCAUUUUCAAGAACCUGUCGAAAAUUCAAAAGAUCCGGAUUCAAAUGAUAUAGAUCAAGAUCAACCAUUUUCUCAAUUUGGAAACUACAACCUCGUGAAUAUGAUCAGGGGUGUAGGUAUAGACGCCGAUGGUUGGGAUCGAGACAAGCUUAUCAGCACCUGUGAGGUAUACAAAGAACUCAUUGUCAUCCCAGACAAUUUAAAAAAGUUUUUUAUGCUCAAUGAAGUGGUUAAAAAGCGUGGAAUGGACAAUCGCUCACAACCAAUGAAUGUCCAAGGGCUAUCAAAAACGGUAUUUCCUGUCAAACCUGGUCCAUCAGAUUCAGAACCAAUCAUGCCAGUAGCUGGUCCGUCAAUGCCAGUAGCCAGAGUUGCCGAUCGAUCAGAACCGGCUGUUCCAUCAGAAUCUAUCAUGCCAGUGGCUGGUCCAACAGAGCCAAUCGCCACAGGUGCCAAUCAAUCCGAACCAGCAAGUGUUGAUAUCCAUACCGUAGGCUUGAAAUCAAAGCGUGGUCGGCGUGCGAAAAAAGUGAAAGGACAUGAAGAUAACCAAGAACCGAUCAUGUCAGUAGGUAGUGCGACAGAGCCAAUAGCCACAGUUACCAAUCAAUCAGAACCAGGCUUGAAAUCAAAACGCGGUCGGCUUACCAAAGAAGUGGAAGGACACAAAAAGAAACACACACGUUCUUCAAAAAUUCUCCCAGUGGCUAGUUUGGCUGCUAAUGACUCUUCAUUGCUCCCUAGCCUUGAACAUAAUCGAUUAGAACAUCCUCGGCCUAACCCAACUAUACUGAACUCCUCGAGAUCCCGAAACAACAAGGGAAAAGCUAAGGCGGUCUCAGAAUGUGACGAUGAAUGGGAUCCAUUGAUCAAUGACCCUUGUGACUCAAACGACGAUUCAGAAGGCAGUGAAGCUAGCAGAAAUAGUCAGGCAACGGCAAUGGCACCAAAAGUCAAUCGCAUAGCUAGAAAACCCCUACGAAAACAGGGUGAAAGUGCAGAGCUUACAGAAAAAACCCGUGCAAUUCUAUCGACUCCACCGCCUUCAUCACCAAGCCAUUUGGCCUCUGAAAAGCCGCCAAUGACUUCAGAAGGAGCCAAAUAG
Molecule: messenger RNA, 1440 nt
Organism: Melampsora larici-populina 98AG31
Lineage: Eukaryota; Fungi; Basidiomycota; Pucciniomycetes; Pucciniales; Melampsoraceae
Exons: 8
Coding region: 1-1440 (479 amino acids)
Source: RefSeq, a predicted model, not a curated record